Molecule: messenger RNA, 7401 nt
Organism: Oncorhynchus masou masou (cherry salmon)
Lineage: Eukaryota; Metazoa; Chordata; Actinopteri; Salmoniformes; Salmonidae
Product: chondroitin sulfate proteoglycan 4-like
Exons: 15
Coding region: 1-7275 (2424 amino acids)
Biological process (GO): anatomical structure morphogenesis
Cellular component (GO): membrane
Molecular function (GO): calcium ion binding
Source: RefSeq, a predicted model, not a curated record
AUGUGUAGAAUUGGCCGAGAUCCCUAUGGAGAUGCCCCCUAUGGUGAUGUGCGUGUGGGUUUGCUUGUGGAUGUGCGCGUGGGUUUGCUUGUGGGUGUGGAUGUGCGCGUGGCCUCGUUCUACGGCGAUGGCUAUGUGCAGCUCAAGGCGGUGGAGUCGUCGAACCGUAACUCCCUGCGUGUUCGCUUCCGUACCUCCAGCCCCCGCGGCCUGCUCUUCCUCGCUGCCGACCAUACAGACUACCUUCUACUGGAGCUGAACUCUGGUUGCCUGCAGGUGAAGCUGGACUUGGGAUCCGGUGAGUGUUUGCUACGGUCUGAAAGUAGCACCCAGCUAAACGACCUGGCCUGGCACACUGCUGAGCUCCUCCACGACCGCCACAAUGUCACCCUGACCGUGGACCAGCACUCCCACACCAGCCUCAGGAUGCCAGGGCAUGGAUCUCAGAAACAGGAGCUGAGCAUCCAGGAAGGGCUGUACAUCGGCAGCUCUGGAGGCCUGGACAAGCUCUACCUCCCCAGUGACCUGACUGGUUUCCGGGGGUGUAUGGACGAGGCUGUCUUCAACGAGCACGAUAUGUUAUCGUCGUUGAGACCUUACGCAGGAUUCAAGAGCGUCUAUGAGGUUUCUUUAGGCUGUAGUCCCCAGUUCUUUGCUAACGAGGAGGACCCUGUUAGUUUCUUUAGUUCUAGAGCGUAUGUCUCCCUGCCACCCUGGAAUAUCUCCCACGUCCAGCAGGAGGCUCUGUUUGAGUGUGUGGUUCACACCUCAGCUAAAGAGGGGAUCAUCCUGUAUAACUCGGCCAGACAGGGGGGCUUUGUGGCAGUUGAGAUCCAAGAGGGGUUGCCUGUAGCCCUUGUGGGUAAAGGAGGCACCAAAACAGAACUUCACUCCCUUACCUUCGUCAAUGACAGGAAUUGGCAUUCAAUCAAACUGUUCUUCAGCCCCAAGACCCUCCAGCUGACAGUGGACAAGGAGACAGUAAAGACUAGCAUCAGCUCCAAGGGACUACAGCUGAGGGGUUCUGUCUUUGUUGGGGGCAUUGACGACAGCACGCGCACAGAAGUCCGGAAGAUGGGUCUGGUGUCUGUGUCAGGGAAGAGGGUCAGAGGAGGCUCGUUCAAGGGCUGUCUGAAGGACAUGAAAGUCAACGGGAUGAAGAUGGGUCUGCCCAAUGCUGCUGUCACGAAGGAUAUAUCUGUGGGCUGCGGGCCAGAGAAAGAACCAGAGCCCUCGACCACGAUGAGUCCAAUGACUCUUCCGACUGUCCCCAAGUCCCACUUCGAUCCCACUUCCGUCACCCCCACACCAGAAUUCCCCAUGUCCACUCUGGACAGGGGGCUGGACAAGAGGUACGGGAUGAACUUCGUGCUGCUCAGGAACCUUGUGGUCCCGGAGGGAGGACGUGGAUCUCUGGAAUCCAAACACAUCAAGGUUCUCCUGGACUUCAAGAAGCUCAGAAUACGGCAGUCCCAGAUCAUGUUCCGGAUCCAAGAGCAGCCGAUACUCGGUCAGAUCAGACUGGAUGUAGACCAGGACCUAGAGGAGAACACCUUCAGCAUGCUGGACCUGUGGUACGGCAAGGUGAUGUACAUCCACGGUGGAUCAGAGAACCCAGAAGACUUCUUCACCUUCUCUAUCUUCUCCAGCAGCAGGAAGGAUGUUCCUGACUACCUGAAAGGAGCCAGGAGGUAUCGCUACAACAUCACAGUGAUGCCCACCAACGACGCCCCAGAGCUCAGCCUGCCCCAGGGGAACCUUUUCAUUCUGUUGGAUAACUCUAGAAAACACUUGACCACGGAGGUGUUGAAGGCCACAGACAUCGACAGCAACCAUACCAACCUAAUAUUCUCUGUCCUGGGGAAUCUGAACACUGACGCAGGUUACCUGGAGGUGGAAGACAACCCCGGCGUUGCAGUUACCACAUUCUCCCAUUCUGACCUAAAUGAAGGGAAGGUGAACUAUGUCCACACUGGGGCGAGGAACUCCAGGAUCGUCCUGAGGGUCAGUGAUGGAGACAAGGUGAGCAAUACGGUUGUGCUUAGGAUUAUGGCCAUAGGGUUGGAGUAUAAGAUCGGCAACAACACCGGGCUUGAGAUAAUUCAGGGUGAGGUGUCUGUGAUCAGUAACAAGCACCUGGCCGUUCAGACCAAUGCUGUGAAGCAGGUGGUGGACAUCCGAUAUGAUGUUGUCGAGCCCCCUCAGUAUGGUGAGCUGCAGAGGCUUCACUCCAGCGGCGAAUGGAAGCCCACUGGUUCCUUCUCCCAAAGGCUACUGGAGAAAGAACGCCUUCGGUACCUCAGCACUUUCCAAGAAAUCCAGACAGCAAAUGCUACGGAUUACUUCAAAUGCAAGGUCACUGUAGCUGGUAGGGUCGAUACUGAACUGGUCUUCCCCAUCACUGUGAAGUGGGUACAUUAUAACCUAGUAAGGAACGUAAUGGCCGACAUUGAUAAAGUUCGGAAAGUGACGUUGGACUCGCAGUAUCUUUAUGCCACUGUGGACGUUGUGACACUAUCUGAGGAUGAUCUGCACUUCAGAGUUCUAUCCUCACCGAAGAAAGGACAACUUCUGCUCGUUAACGAGUUACUGAAGAAAAACUCAACAUUCAGCCAAAGGAAUGUCACUGAUCGAAAGGUACAAUACGAACUGGUCGACAGACCGUACGAAGACACAAGCGACACUUUUAAAUUCCAUGUGUUCUCCAAACAUGCUCAAACGCAAAGUUACAAUUUCCAGAUCUCAAUAAAAGCUGAUGUCAAUAGCAUAUUUAUAAGAAAUGAUGGCCUUCUGAUUAAGGAGGGAGAGAGUAAACUCAUCACAAAGGCCGAGUUGUUUGCAGAGACACUCAGCACCAAGGAGAUGUACUACACCGUCACAAGUAGCCCCAAACACGGGAAUCUGCAACGCAUCAACCUGUCCAACUCCAACACCAGUUACAACAUCAUCCAAACGUUCAGCAACCAGGAUCUCUUGGAGGAGCGCGUCAUGUACAUCCACGACGACACAGAGACCACUCAGGACCAGUUCACAUUCAUAGCCUCCACUAGUCAGGAGUCCAAAUCCUCCGUCACGGACGAUGAAGUCGGAUCCAAAGAAGGGACGUUCAACAUCUCCAUCCAGCUAGUUAAUGACGAGAAGCCAGUACGCGUUGUCGAUAAGGUUUUCCAUGUGGUGAGGGAUGGGCAGCGGUUGCUCACCCUGGACGAUCUCUGUUACCAUGACGCAGACUCGGACUUCAGCGACGGGCAGUUGGUCUACACGCGACGGGGAAUACCGAUGGGAGACCUGGUUCUGGUGAACGACACCUCUCACAGGCUGUUCCAGUUCACCCAGAAGGAGCUGGAAGAGAAGAGAGUGUUGUUUCUCCAUCGAGGCGUGAGCUCCGGACGCUUCGUGCUCUUCGUGUCCGACAGGAAACACUUUGUCUCCACUCUGCUAGACGUCACUGCCGAAGACCCUUUCCUAAGACUUGGCAACAACACAGGUCUGUUCGUCCAGAAGGGAAAGGAAGUGACCCUAACCACAGGUAACUUCAGCGUGCUCACGAACCUCGACAUCCGAGACGACAGCGAGGUCACAUACAAGGUGUCCGAGCCGCCUAGGAACGGCGGGCUGUAUCGCCACGGCAACAUCUCCAUGCAGUCAUUCACCCAGCGCGACCUGAAGAAGGGCCUUGUUUCGUAUCGCCAUGACGACAGAAAGAACCCGGGGGACUCUUUCAACGUGACGGUGAAGGUUAAAGGCACUUAUCUGAACGCCAGAGUCAACGUUAAGGUUUACCUGGACAGCCAUCAGAGGCCCCCUAUCCUCCAGCACAACAACACUUUACUGGUGGAGGAGAGCACGCCUGUGAAGAUUGACCAGAGUAGACUGGAGGUCAUCCACGAGAACAACAUGCCGUCUGAGAUUGUAUUUACAGUGAAGGUGGCCCCGCUACACGGGUUCAUCCGGCGCUUCGUGGAGACUGAGGACCAGUACGUUGGAACUGGACAGACCCCCGUCCAAACCUUCUCCCAGGAAGACGUAAACGCUGGCAACAUCCAGUACAUGCAGACAGCCCCCGGCCAGGUCAAUGACACCUUCCUAUUGGAUGUCUCCAACGGGGUCACGGAGGUCAACAAUAUCAGCAUGUCCGUGGACAUCAUCGCCCACCUCAUCCCUCUACAGGUGUUGAACUUCACCCUCAGAGAGGGCGGAUCCAAGGCUUUGACCCAGGAAGUGCUCAGGGUCACCAGCCGACACUUCUCUGGCCUCAACUUCCUGUAUAGCUUGUCUGAACCCCCGCAGAAUGGCCACAUUGAACAUUCACGUUACCCCGGGGUUCCUCUACGGGUUUUCACCAGACGCCAGGUGGAGCAGGGGGUAAUCUACUACAUACAUGACAGCAGUGAGACGUUAGAAGACAACUUCACUGUGGUGGCCAACGACACAGGCCUGAGGAAACAGAGCUCUCCCUGUACCGUGUACAUCCAGGUCACAGCCGUCAACGACCAGCAUCCAGUCAUCACCGCCAACAGGGUCCUCAGGGUGUGGGAGAGGUCGGUGACAGAGAUCCGCCCUGAGAAUUUGGACGCCCAGGAUGAGGACACGCCCCCUGAGGAGCUACAGGUGAUUGCGACUCCGCCCAACAAUGGCCACCUGGCGCUGAAGAGCGCCCCCACCAGGCCGCUCCUGAACUGUACACUACAACACAUCCAUCUGGGACAGCUGGUUUUUGUCCACAGUGGUGCCAUGUCGGGAGGGUUCAACUUCCAGGUGAACGACGGAGUGAACUUUUCCCCCCGCCAGAUCUUCAGCAUCACAGCCAGCACCCUGGUCCUCAGUCUGGAGAACAACCAGCCCCUCAAGGUUUUCCCAGGCUCUACAACACCAAUCACCAGGGACGAUUUGCAGGCAGUGACCAAUGACAAGAGAUCCAACCGCACCAUCACCUUCAACGUGAUUCGUCGACCCGAACUCGGCAGACUGGUGACAGUGCUUGCUAAUAACUAUACUGUAGAUGUCUCCUCCUUCACACAGACAAUGGUGGACCAGGGGGAGGUUUUGUACUUCCAAAGUUUUGUGGAGUCGGUUGGAUGGUCUGCCAUGGACUCAAUGACCUUCUCAGUGUUUUCACCACCGGUUACCCUGGAGACCCAGACCUUUGAGAUUGACAUCUCCUACGAGAAUGCUGGAACCGACCGCAAAUCAUUGCUCCUCGCUAACACAGGUGCAGUGGUGACCGAGGGUGACAGUGUUGUCAUCGACGAGUCCAAGCUGGAUGCGUCUAACCUAAUGUUCAAGCUGCCCACGCCCCAGCGCAACUCCCAUGAGGUUUGGUUCCAGGUCAAGUCGUUACCCCAGCAUGGCGUUAUCGUGGUGGGAGAGAGGAACCUCAGUGUGGAGAAACCUAACUUCUCCCAGCGAAUUCUCAACAAGUAUGGCAUCACAUAUCGCCAUGACGACUCCGAGACGCGCCAUGACAGCUUUGUCUUCGACACCUGGCUGAACCCCAAGGGAAAGCCGGCCCAGCGCCCUCUAGACGUCAGCCAGGUGCUGGAAGAGUGGUUCAACAUCACAGUGGUCCCGAUCAAUGACCAGCCACCCGUCCUGAAGACCAAAACUCCCAGCCUGAGUGUGGUACAGGGGGACACAGUGGCCCUGGGAUUGCAGAACCUCAAUGUGAAAGAUCUGGACAACCCUUCAGAGGAUAUCCAGUACACUGUCGUCAGCAAGCCCAACAACGGCUAUCUGGCCCUGGGAGGAAGCCUGAAUGAGUCUGUGGUGUCCUUCACUCAGGCUCAGAUCAACAGUGGGAAGGUGUACUUUGUCCAUGAUGGAAACCAGGCGUCGGGGGUCUUCUAUUUCAGUAUCUCGGACGGCCACCACGAGCCGGUGUACAAGCUAUUCAACCUGGAGUUGACAGAGAUCACCAUCUCCCUGGUUAACAACACAGGGCUGACUCUGAAGCAGGGUCAGACCUGUGUAGCGUUAACCCAGGGGAGUCUGGCUGCAGAGACUAACGGGAAAACCACAACGGUUCACUACCGGAUCACCAAGCUUCCACGGUACGGCAAGAUCCUUUGGCUGGACAACCAGGAUUUGAGGCAGUUUGAGCAGGAGGACUUAAGGACUGGUCGCUUGUUUUAUCAAAUGACGAGCGUCACAUCUGGUCAGGACAGCUUUGAGUUCACUGUAUUUACGUCGGAAGCUCACCUGACGAAUCAGGUUGUCAACAUCACAGUUAAGCCCCUGGUGAGGUUUGGCAAAGGGGUGAGAAUACCCAAUGGCAUUGUGGUCAAACUCAACGCUGGUUUUCUCAAUGCAACUGAGCUGGCUUCUCUAACAGGCAACGACCCCGUCUUCGAGGUCGUGUCCCAGCCAAAGUACGGCAAGCUGGCCCGAGGAAAAGCCAAAGCUGGUAUGAAAACAGAGCCGGUGGAGGCUUUCUCCUUCCAGGAUGUGAAGCAGGAGAGGAUAUCCAUCGAGCUCAAUGCUAACAUGACUGAAGAGCAGGAGCUGAACGACUCGUUGGUUUUUGUUGUGAAAGCGGAGAACGUCCCACCAGCCAAGGGAGAGUUCCUCUUCACUGUCGUUCCAUACGAUCCAUCGCUAGUCAGAAGAACAGAGAGUCCCGUCCUGAACACCAGCAGUCUUUUCUCUCAGUCUCUGAACCAAACGAACCAAACGACAGUGUUUGGUAUUGGGGCAACACUACCCUCCCUGUCCACAUCCAGCAAGACCCACCAGAAGUUCAAAGGUCGCAAUCACUGGGGAAACACCAAUCGCAACGACUCGACAGGUACAACUUUGGGCAAACCCACCAUGGGUAGAGGAGAAGACCUUUCUGAGAUCCCCUUUAUGAUGACACCGGUCCGAGUAGAGUCAUACCCACAGAGGACUUACAACCCCCUAUUGGUGAUCCUACCUCUCCUGGUCCUGCUCCUAUUGGUCAUCAUCCUGGUGGUGCUGUUUCUACUGCUGAGACGCAACAGGAAGAGGAAACAAAAACCUCUGACACUGAAACCGCCGCCCUCGCCCUCGCCCCCACUGGACUAUCACGACCAUCCGCAGAGGAGCGCGGCCGCUCCCACGGUAAUGGUGACUCCGCUGAGCCCAGGCGACCCUGGAAGUCCUGCCUUGGACAGGCCGCUUCCUUUCGCCAAUCGGGGCUCAGUUAGCAACUCUGCAUCACUGCCGGACUGCUCAUUGAAAGCUGUAAAUCCAGAGAGUUCAGACCAGCUCAUUAGGACCCCAACCCCCACUCUACAGCAGAACCAGUACUGGGUAUGACCCUUUUGCUGCUGCCACCUAGAGGAGGGAUGGAGAAGUGGACUAUCUACCCUGUACACUGACAUCUAUUCCGAACACCCUCACCAACCCCACGCAUCGUUAAACUGUAAACCAUGGCGCUAGGCU